GAAAUAUCAAUAAAAACUUACGUAAACAAUGGAACUGUUAUGCUCCACAAGGAGCUGCAUAAAAUUCUUGCAGUAUGUACAACCAGGCAUGCUGACACCGGGUGUACAAUCGUUGGUGCAAAGCCAGCAGGUUCGUCAUCGUCAGACGAAACAUUGGAAUCCCAAGUUCAAGAAACUGCGCAAGAUGAAGUUUGUCAAAAUGGAUUUGCCAGAUUUCCAGGAGAAAGCCAAUGAGCUGCCACAGGAAGAGCUGAAGAAACGUAUGAAAGAACGUGGUUUCUUGCCACCACGACCAUGGUUGGAGCGACCAUUCCAUAUCAGUUGUACUGGUGGUAUUUUUGAGGCUUACGUACCACCAGAAGGUGACGGCAAGAAAUCGUUUAUUUCCACCGCUGGUGCCAAGCAGAAAUUCGAAUUUUUGGAAAAGAAAUCCAAAAGUAUGUUGGCUGUGCGUAAAAUUCGCACCUAUGAAGAAGAUUUCGAUACCGAUAAUUUCCCAACCAUUGCCCAAGAUAUCUACAUUGCUGCCCACAAAUAUAUGGCCGAUAAGGAUAAACAUCAACUAAGAGAAUUUGUUACCGAACGUUGUUAUCCCGAAAUGAUGCAUAAUGUAAAGGAUAAGACGAUACGUUGGACAUUCCUUAAGUCGUUGGAACCACCACGUAUGGUACAUGCUCGUGUCACUGAUGUUAUUUCCAAAGAAAAUCUCUUCGCCCAAGUCACCGUACGUUUCCAUACGCAGCAAAUGUUGGCAAUUUAUGAUCGUUUUGGUCGUCUUAUGCAUGGUAGUGAAAUUUUGACCAAAGAUGUAUUAGAAUAUGUGGUGUUUGAGAAACACAUUUCCAAUGAAUAUGGUCGUUGGCGUUUGCAUGAUAAGAUUAUACCCGAUUGGUUGCCACCUAAACAACCGGCACCAAUUACCUAUCAAUUGAUUGAAGAUGCCGUCGAAGAGGUUGCUGCCGAAACGAAACAACUGGAAGAAGGCCAAAAGAAGCAGGAAAGUGGUGAUGCUGAAAAGGAUAAGGAAGUGCAAGUGGCCACCACAGCAGCAUCGACAGAAUCGACAACGAAACCAAAUGUAACGGCCAUUUGA
Musca vetustissima is the source of this 1093-nucleotide messenger RNA. RefSeq names its product large ribosomal subunit protein mL45 (gene mRpL45). Bases 29 to 1093 code for a protein of 354 amino acids. The record is from RefSeq and is a predicted model, not a curated record. Lineage: Eukaryota; Metazoa; Arthropoda; Insecta; Diptera; Muscidae. Gene Ontology annotation, cellular component: mitochondrion. The transcript is spliced from 2 exons.